GCACAGUUUUACUUCCGGUUCGUGACGUCAUGGGUGUGGUAUGAAGUAUUCAAUGCACACACACGUUAUACACGCCAUAGAUAGACCGAUUGACAUGAUCGCGAUGGAUGGGUCAAAAACGCGCUGUCAAUCUGCCCCGUAACGUCCCGUGUGUUCUCCGUAAGCUCGAUUGGAAUAGGUUUUGCAGGUGACCGUCGAAAGAAACACGAAGUUCUCCAAAAGAACUGGCAAGAAUCGUCUACCAAUCAAGAUGGCAGGCACUUUACUGACCUGCUGUCUUUCGCCAACGGAUAAACAAGCGUUGAAUCACAGCAAAGAUAUCGACAAACAGCUUCAGAGGGAUAAAAAUUACAUUCGGAGAGAGGUGAAGGUUUUGCUUCUCGGUGCUGGCGAGAGUGGGAAAAGCACGUUUCUGAAACAGAUGAAAAUUAUCCAUGAACAAGAAUUUACGGACCAAGAGGUGAAAGAUUUCCGUAACAUCAUCUAUGGAAAUAUAAUCAAGGGUAUGAAGGUGUUGGCAGAUGCCCGUGACAAGUUGGGAAUACCAUGGGGUGAUCCGGGGAACGAGAAACAUGCAGAGUUUGUCAUGAGUUACAACGUUCAAGGUGGCCAGCUCGAGCCAUCUGUGUUUGUCCAAUACGUGCAGCCCUGUAUUGAACUGUGGAAAGACAGUGGCAUUCAAACAGCUUUUGAUAGGAGAAGGGAAUUUCAACUGGCUGACUCAGUUAGAUACUUCUUGGAUGGGAUUGAUCGAGUAGGCAAAAAGGACUACACUCCAAGCUUGACUGAUAUCCUUCACUCUCGAAAGGCCACUAAAACCAUCCAGGAGCAUGUCAUCGACAUUAGGAAUGUGCCAUUCCGCUUCGUUGACGUCGGCGGCCAGCGGUCGCACAGGCAGAAGUGGUUCCAGUGUUUCGAGAGCGUGACUUCCAUCCUCUUUCUGGCAUCAUCGAGUGAAUUCGACCAAGUCCUUAUGGAGGAUCGCAUCACCAAUCGUCUCCUGGAGUCGUGCAACAUCUUUGACACCAUCGUCAACCACAAGUGCUUUGCCACUAUUUCCAUAAUCCUCUUUCUCAACAAAACGGACUUGCUAGAGGAGAAGAUCCAGCAUGUUAGCAUAAAGGACUACUUCCCCAACUUCCAGGGGAACCCGCACGUUCUGACCGAUGUUCAGAAUUUCAUCCUCAAGAUGUUUGAUGUAAGGCGCAGGGAACGCGGCAGCAAGGCACUCUUCCACUACUUCACAACAGCUGUGGACACUAACAACAUCAGAUAUGUGUUUCAAGCAGUACGGGACACUAUCCUUCAAGAAAACCUCAAGCGAUUGAUGUUGCAGUGAUGCAAACUCUCCUUUCUUUUCCUAGUGCCUAGUCCCGUAUAUAUCCAUCUGUAUAAGUUUGGUGGAAUCCACCUGGCAAUUUUUAUACCUACAUCUACAGAGCAGUUGGAAAUCAAAUUUUGUCACAAAGGGAGAUCAAAACAAGAUUGGAACAAACGAAAGGACAGAAAAAGGAUGUACAGUGUAAGAGCCAAAUUGCAAAGAUCAGAUCAGCUUUGAUUGAUCAAUUCUGAUUGAUUGAUUCUGGGAUCGCAUUUUCUUCUUGAUCUUCAUGCUGUUUUUUUUUCCAUUUUUAUUAUUUUUUGCUGUUAUACAAUAUAUUCUUUGUGUUUUACAUGUAUAUCUGUGGAAAUCAAUUUGCAAUUAACUAUACUGCUUUAUAAAUGUAUUGUAUGUAUGUGUGUCCGGCUGUCAUAUCAUGGUGGUGAUGAGACUCCUAACUCUUGUUCAGAUUGGAUAUUAAUGAUGCCCCUUUAUUUCUACAUCAUGUACCAGUAGAAGGUAGGUUAAACUCAUCUUACAAAAUCAGUUUUAGAGCUUAUUGUGUACUCAAAGAAAUGCUUCGUUGACACUCUGUGAUCAUGAUGAUGAUAUUAAAUUUGCUUAUACGUUAAAGCCUCUGCUUUGGUUACACCACAGUAUUCUUUUCCUUUUGUAAAAGUAUACCAGUUCAUGGGCACCACUGCAAGAAUAUCUGAUGUCCCUGAAUACAUUUUGCAUGAAACAUGUGAUUCGGAUCAUCUAGCGACAUUGACAUAGCUUUAUGGGUAAACACAAUGAUAGUUGAGUUCCUUCCUCUUUCCCUAACAUUUACUGUACAUAAUGUACAUGUAUAGUGCCAAUGCUUUUCAGUAGUGCUUGCACAUUUAGAGUUAAAUGUACAUGUACAUCCUCCGUGGUUUUGGCAUGGAAUCUCAUAAUUUCAUUAGAAAUGUCAGAAGCAUGCUAAUUCACGGAUAUCCCUGGAGAAAGAUGAACGUACCCUUGGAACAAAAUCAGUCUUGCUAGCUGUAAUUUGGAUUGACUAAGCCAGACUUGACCUAUAAUUUCUCUUCCCAAUCUAUAUUGAGAUAGGUGGAAAAUGGACUUUGAAUUGAAGAGCUCCCGCAUUACACCCCCACUGCACCAACAUUUAGGGAAGCGGAUGUGAGGGUUUCGUUUGAAGCCUGGGGCUCUGAGAUUUAAUAGGAACUGUGUGAAUGUGAGGAAUGGUCUUAAAGGGCAACAUCAAUCAAAAACUUGCUAGGUUUGUCAAAUUGGCUUGCGUUAAGCCACAAUCAAAGUUAGAAAUGUGUGCUUACAACUCCUUUAUUUUUUAUAAUUGACGAGAUAGCAAUAGGCCAGUUUCCGUAGGAAUUGCAAUAAAAACGACUAUUUUAUAAUUUUAAUGCAUAAUCCGAAGGCAACACGAUUUUCAACUAAUCAGGCAUAUUGUUUUGACUUGUGUUUUAUACAUUCAAAAUAAAACACAACUCUUUUAUGCAACGGGCUCAAGGAGACACAUGUACAUGUAGCCUACCUCUCUGUCUAAAUGCCAAUUUAAAGUAUCACAAUCUUGUUUUAAAAAAACACAAAAACCCAUAUACGUGUACUAGUACCAAUCAAACCUGUCUGUGCAGGCCACCCAAGAAAAAUAGAAAUAGUGGCCGCUGGAGACAGGUGGCCAUUAUAGACAGGUUCUUUAUUCCUUUCAGUUGGGAGACAAUUUUCGGUGGUCAUUAAAGACAGGAUUUCACCAUAGAAAGGUGGCUGCUAAAACAGGUUUGACUGUACAUGUAAUUCAUAGUGUCUUUUUUUUACAUCAAUAGACUACAGGCACAAGUUCUUCAUGUAAUGCAGGCACAUAAGGCAUAAGCCUAUUUGUUUCAAGGUUUGAUGACAUACCUGGCAGACCUAGAGACAGCGGUUUUGAAGA
This is a messenger RNA of Lytechinus variegatus (green sea urchin), 3254 nucleotides long. Its product is annotated as guanine nucleotide-binding protein G(12) alpha. Gene Ontology annotation, cellular component: heterotrimeric G-protein complex; brush border membrane. The record is from RefSeq and is a predicted model, not a curated record. The coding region runs from base 251 to 1339 and encodes 362 amino acids. NCBI's taxonomy places the organism in Eukaryota, Metazoa, Echinodermata, Echinoidea, Temnopleuroida, Toxopneustidae. Gene Ontology annotation, biological process: Rho protein signal transduction; adenylate cyclase-modulating G protein-coupled receptor signaling pathway. The transcript has 3 exons. Gene Ontology annotation, molecular function: D5 dopamine receptor binding; guanyl nucleotide binding; GTPase activity.